GUGAAUACACUGCGUUCUAAAACCAGGUUAAGCUCCAUCUCCGCAGGCAAGAGCCGCCGCUUCGUGCCGCCAUCGUCAGUGUGAAAAUGCCUCUUUCGGAAGACGAGAUUACAAGAUUAGUCAGGAUCCGAAAUACAGUGAUGCAAAUGCUGAAAGACAGGGGCUACAUUGUGCUAGACUCUGAGUUAGGAAUGUCAAAACUAAAGUUCAUUCAGAAAUAUGGGGAGAACAUGAAAAGAGAGGACCUUGUAAUUCAAAAGACAUUACGCAAUGACAAUUCUGAUCAGAUAUAUGUUUUCUUCCCUGAGGAGGCAAAGGUUGGUGUUAAGACAAUGAAAACUUACACAAAUCGCAUGAAAUCAGAGAAUGUUUUUCGGGCAAUAUUGGUUGUCCAACAGAAUUUAACUCCCUUUGCUCGAACAUGCAUAAGUGAAAUAUCUACAAAGUUCCACUUGGAGGUUUUCCAGGAGGCAGAGUUGUUAGUCAACAUAAAAGAGCAUGAACUUGUUCCUGAGCACCAGCUGCUCACACCAGAGGAAAAGAAGACCUUGCUGGAGAGAUAUACUGUCAAAGAAACACAGCUCCCUCGUAUCCAGGUGACUGAUCCAGUGGCCAGAUACUAUGGGCUAAAGCGUGGACAAGUUGUGAAAAUAAUCAGACCGAGUGAGACUGCAGGGCGGUAUGUCACUUAUCGAUAUGUUGUUUGAACGUGGUCAUCUGGCACUAUUGCUGCUGAAAUUUAGACAAGACAGCAACGAGAUUUCUUUCGGAACCCAAAGGAUUUCCUGCAGUCAGUUUGGUUUUUAUAGUCUGUGUUAUGUGUCUUUUCUGAUGCAAAUGUGCAAUAGAACUCUUGAGGUGCUAUAAUUGGUUCUUAGGAAAGUUCUUUUUAGAUGGACUGUAUAAUGUUGUAAUGUUACUGAUGAUUGGCUACAUUGGUAGUCCAUAUGAUGAUCAUGGGAUGUGGGUUGAUAAUGAAAGUGAUAUUGGAGGAGUGAUGGUUGAGUAUUUUCGAAA
This is a messenger RNA of Ipomoea triloba (trilobed morning glory), 1017 nucleotides long. Its product is annotated as DNA-directed RNA polymerases II and IV subunit 5A. The coding region runs from base 87 to 707 and encodes 206 amino acids. The record is from RefSeq and is a predicted model, not a curated record. Gene Ontology annotation, molecular function: DNA-directed RNA polymerase activity; DNA binding. The transcript is spliced from 5 exons. Gene Ontology annotation, biological process: DNA-templated transcription. NCBI's taxonomy places the organism in Eukaryota, Viridiplantae, Streptophyta, Magnoliopsida, Solanales, Convolvulaceae. Gene Ontology annotation, cellular component: RNA polymerase I complex; RNA polymerase III complex; RNA polymerase II, core complex.